AUGACGUAAUCCUGUGAAAGAGCACGCGCUCUUCUCAACAAUGUCGACCACCAAAACACAGCAGCCGCGCCGCGCGCCUCCGUCCAGCAGAAGCCGCGCACAACCGAGCAAAUGAAAGCGAAAUCUCAUCGCUGAGCGAUCAGGAAGGUUUAGAGGAGGACAUGGCUGCUCAAGAACCCUCUCCCCCGUCCUCCAUGGAGAACAAUAAGCCAGGGUUCCCAAAGAAGAUUCUGGCCAACAAACUUGAAGACAAACAUUUAUGCAACUGCUGUCAGAACAUUUUGAGGAGACCGUUCCAAGCGCAGUGCGGCCAUCGCUUUUGUUUUUACUGCUUCAACCGGACUGUUGGAUCUGGACCGCAGAAAUGUAAUGCCUGUAUCAAGGAGAACAUCUUCGAAGAGCCCACGUCAAUCCUCAUACAAGGAUGCGCGUUUCCCGACAAUGCUGCCAGAAGAGAAGUUGAAAAUCUUCCAGCCGUGUGCUUCAAUGAAGGCUGCUCCUGGAAAGGCAGUAUUAAAGAUUACGAGUUGAGUCAUGAGGGGAAGUGUGAGUUCAUGAUUCUUCCGUGUCCCUUGUGCAAAGAGCUCAUUAGACUGAACGAACAGGAGCGUCAUAAUGAACGCGAGUGUCCUGAGAGAACGCUCAACUGCAAGUACUGUAAAGAGCCAUUUCACUUCAAAAAGAUCAAGGCCCAUGAUGAGAUCUGUCCCAAAUAUCCUAUGAUUUGUGAAGGAUGUGCGAAGAAGAAAAUCCCCAGGGAAAAGUAUGUUGACCACAUCAAGUUCUGCAGCAAAUUCAGGACUCCUUGCAGAUAUCAUGUGGUUGGCUGCGACAUGUCAGUGGAGAAGGAGAAGAUCCACGAUCACGAGCGUGCCUGUGCUCACGAACAUCUCAACCUGCUGUUGCACUACAUCAUGGGCAUGAAGGUCGGUCUGGAGGGCCUGCAGCCCCAAAGCCUGGAGCUGGCCGGUCACAAAGCACACGAGCUUCACCAGGCGCUCCGAGACCUGGAGACCAGAGUCGGUCAGCUGAGCGCCAUCCCCGGCCCGACCGGACCUCCCGUGCAGGGGGUCCCCUCCUCUUCAUCCUCGUCCUCCUCCGCGUCCGCCGCCGCCGCGCCCCUGCCUCCUCCUCCACCCGCCGCCACGCUGUCCACCUCCUUCACUCCUCUGCCCAGCUCGGUGGGCGCAGCGCUGGAGCUCCAGCUGCACAGCGAGAAGACCAAGGUGGCGGAUCUGGGCCGUCGCUGCCAGGAGCUGGAGGUGAAGGCGGGGACGUUUGAAGACGUGGUCUGCGUGCUAAACCGAGAAGUGGAGCGCUUCGCAACCACCAUGGAGGCCAGCAACCGCCAACACAGACUCGAUCAGGACAAAAUCGAGGCUCUUAGUAACAAGGUUCGUCAGCUGGAGCGACAGGUGGGCGUUAAAGACCUGACUGUGGCUGAAAUGGAGGGCAGAUUGCGGGAGAUGUCUGCUACCACGUUUGAUGGUGUCUUCAUUUGGCGGAUAUCAGAUUUCACUAAAAAGAGACAAGAUGCCAUUGCUGGACGGGCGCCUGCCAUGUUUUCACCCGCAUUUUACACAAGCAAGUACGGCUAUAAGAUGUGCCUGCGGAUUUACCUGAACGGGGACGGGACGGGUCGUGGAACGCAUCUCUCGCUGUUUUUUGUGGUGAUGAGAGGAAUGAGUGAUGCGCUGCUCAAAUGGCCCUUCAACCAGAAGGUGACGCUGAUGCUGCUGGACCAGAGUAACAGAGAGCACAUCAUCGAUGCGUUCCGUCCCGACAUCACUUCCUCCUCAUUCCAGAGGCCUGUAAGCGAGAUGAACAUCGCCAGCGGCUGCCCGCUCUUCUGUCCACUGUCCAAGCUGGAGGGCAAGAACUCAUACAUACGUGACGACACCAUCUUCAUCAAAGCCAUCGUGGACCUCACUGGCCUUUAGGUUUUCUACUUUCGUACGACAUGGUGAGAUGCUGCCUCUGACGUGGGAUCUGCUUCACCACAGCAGGAGAUUUGUUCCAUGACGUCUGUUUUGACACGUUUCCCUGCAUGUGCUAAGCCGUCACAAAUGUUGCACUGAUGCAUAGUUCCAGAAAGAGUCGGUAGAGCUCUACAAUAGGAAAAAAGGGUUGUGAAACACUGGAAUUGAACGUGAAGUCCGGUCCAGUUACAUAGUGUAGGUUAUAAUGCAAAAUUUAAAGGAAUAGUUCAGCCAAAAAUGAAUAUUUGCUGAAAAUUUGACUCACCCUCAGGCCAUCCGAGAUGUAGAUGAGUUUGUUUCUCCAUCAGAACAGAUU
Molecule: messenger RNA, 2295 nt
Organism: Onychostoma macrolepis
Lineage: Eukaryota; Metazoa; Chordata; Actinopteri; Cypriniformes; Cyprinidae
Product: TNF receptor-associated factor 2
Exons: 11
Coding region: 162-1940 (592 amino acids)
Biological process (GO): positive regulation of canonical NF-kappaB signal transduction; protein K63-linked ubiquitination; tumor necrosis factor-mediated signaling pathway
Cellular component (GO): cytosol; cytoplasmic side of plasma membrane; plasma membrane signaling receptor complex
Molecular function (GO): ubiquitin protein ligase binding; ubiquitin-protein transferase activity; zinc ion binding
Source: RefSeq, a predicted model, not a curated record